UGGCAGUUAUGUUGUGGUUUGCACUCGGUGGAUUUUGGGAUAUGUUUUGGUUUGUUUCUUUCAGCAGGUCCGCUAACCCCAGCACUUGUUUAUUUCGUGUAUUUAUGUUACAGGUUUCACUCAUCGUUCACGGAGUUUUAAUAAAAUGGUUUUAUUUUACCUUUAUCAUCUGUCCCUGGCGUCAUCUUUUGUUAGGCCCAAUCAUGCCCCUGAAUCGGGUCGUAACAAACCUGAAUGAGUAAUAUUAGUUAUCAUGACACAGUUUCUUGCUGCUUUCCUGACUCAUGUCACUGUGUGCCAAAAGUUGCCAAUUAAAAUAAUAUGAAAAGGAAGUAUUUUUCCAUACAAAGGCAGGUAGAUAGCCUUAAAGCUAAAGCAAGAUACUUUCUGGAGGUUCUAGUUAACCUUUAGUUAAGUUAAGCAGUGGUAAAGCUGAGGGGUUUGGGCUAGACUGACACUGUUCACAAUGAACAGACAUCAAUGCAACGCCCACAUAAGGACAGCAGUACAAGCUUGUGCGAACGUUGCUAUUUUCAUGAUAUGAGGCUUAGCAACAGUAGCGUCUCUCUGCUCUGCUGUGCUCAGCGGGUGAACAGCAGAUAUAAAACCCUCAGGAGGACCUCAAAAGUUAAGCAAGACUGAUUCUCACUUUACUUCAGCAGUAACUGAGGCACAUACAAGGUAAAGCAAAUGGAUGCAUCCCUGCUUCUCUUCUUCAUUGCUGGAGUGAUAUCCAUAUCUGAAAUCAGACCAGAGGCAAUGAAGUCUGAAUGCUUUAAAACAAAAUUGGAAAUUUUUAAGCUUAUUGAAGGUGAAGCUUUUUACUUUGAGCCUUUCACUCUGGAUGACCCUAAACUACCUGAUGCAGAGUUUAUGUGGUACAAAAAUGGCUCACAGAUUGAGGAAAUAACCACAGAUGAGAAUAACGAAAUACAUUACCAUGGAGGAGGACUCUUUUUCUUAAAUGUGAAGGUUGCUGAUUCUGGCAAUUACACCGCCAAACACACACAGCCUUCAGGGAAAUGUACCAUCUACAAUGCAAAAGUUGAAGUCUACAGUGCAAGCUAUCAAGGGAAACUAAACUAUCUAGCCAUUAAAAACUCAGACCAAAAUAAAAAGAUUCCAUGUCCACAACGUAUAAAGACAACAUGUGAAAACUUCGUGGGAAACUUCACCUGGUACAAGGACAGCAAUCUUCUUCCGGGAGAACAUUCCAGUAACGUGUGGGUAACAAAUGCUACCAAGGACGAUGAAGGCAUCUACACCUGUGUUUGCACCUGGACACACCAUCACAGGAUGUACAACUCAUCAGCUACUAGAGAGCUAAUUCUUCUAGAGCAAGUUUCCCAUCGUGACGUAGAAAUCCUCUCUCCAACUGAAAAGGAGCAGUUUGCUGAUAAAGGCUUCAGCAUUAAGUUAAAUUGCUCAAUUUUCUGUGGGAAACAUACAACAAAACACUGUGAUGCAAGCUGGCGUGUUAAUGGGAAGGAAAUCAGUCAAAUGGAUGGUUACAAUCAAACCUCCACAACAGUAAUUCAGGAACCUUCAAUGAAUACUAUCAGCACCGCCACACUGACAAUUGAAAAAGUAUCAGCUGAAGAUUUCCAACGCGAGUUUAAGUGCAUUGGCAAGGGCUUGUACAAAGGAAAUGAUACUAUCUUAACGCUCAAGCAAAGAGAGUCAGCCUUUCCUCUGGUCAUUGGAACAGUGUGUGUGUUGUUAAUCUGUGUGUUUGCCGUUGUCCUGGUCAAAUACUUUGCGAUUGACCUCGCUCUGCUCCUCAGACCCUACUUCAUGCGGGGUUGCCAUGACAAAGGUAAAGAGUAAAUGAUUAUUCCUUUAAACAAAUAAAAAAUAUAUAUAAUCCACAUAAAACAAUGAAGGAAAAAGUCCUCACAUCUUGCUGGUUGGGGGCUCUAUAGUUAAACAUUCAUACAUUGUGAUAUACCAAAGAGAUGAGUUGCUAGUGGAAGCUGUAAGAAGUUUUCAGCUGCUACAGCAGGAACAUACUAAACAGAUGUAAUGUGGUAAUAUGUUCAGUUUCUGUUACUGUAUUAGAAAUGCACUGGUAGGUUUUGUAUGCAUGCAGCUGUUAGCUGCCACAGGUUUGGGCCUGCCCUGAUGCUGUGGUUGGAAGUUGCAGCUGUUAGACAGAUGCUAGCAUUUAUGCAUGUCUUAUAUUGUUGAGAGCAUUACAGAGAUACUUGCAUGUGACUUUUUAAAAUCUAGCUUCCUCUUCUUGAGAGUUUUGUGUUUAAAAGUACUGGUCAAAGGAGAUAUGAGCAAAACAAGUUAUCUUAUUCAUGGUUUUACACCCCACUAGAGGUCCAGAGUCAUUUUAGCCCAUUUUUUAAUUUUUUUAUUUUUAUUUUAUUUUAACAGCCCUUGGGAUGUAUCACUACAAAUUUAAAUAGAUCUAUCUCACUUGUUGGCUACUUACUAAAGCCCCAAUGAGUUAAUUUACUUCCGUUAGUUAAAGAAUAAAUGCAAGUCAGUUUGUUUCAGUGUGCAUUAACUUCUGCUUGAGCAUUUUGCUCAUUUUACAUUUUUUUGUGGUUGUUUUGUGGUCCAGUUUUCAUUGUUUUGCUUAAUUUCGUCUCUGUUAUGUUUCUCUUAUGGGCAAAUUUCUUUCUCUUUUGAGUUGCUUUAAUCCUCCUUUUAGAUCAUAUUGUUUUGCAUAAUUGUUCUGUGAAGCUUUGUGGGCAGUUUGGUUCCUCGUAAACUUCCUGAUCACAGUAGACUCCUUGAAUGGUUGAAAGUGGUUGUGUAAAAAGGAUUAUUAAGGCUGUAAAAUCACUGCAUUAAUUCAGUCCAUUUAUCACAGAUAUGUCACACAAGUGUAUUAAAACGUUUUUAUAUAAAACCAGCUGCUCUAAAUAAAUUAAUCUACCAUCAGAAAUUAAUCUUUCUUUUCUUAUCUGAUCAGAAAAAACACCACAGGUCUAACCAAUGAGCUGAAAAAUACCUCCUCAAUAGGAUACACAUUUCCAUCAUUGCUGAAUCACUGUUUACUUCACUGACGCCACCAUGUGGCUCCAAAAAGUAGCCACAUGGUGAUGCCCAAGUCUAAAUGAUUAACUAAUGAUAUAUGCAGUGGUGGUAAAUCCCUUCUCAUUAAAAUUUUAUCAUUACUUAUUGAUGACUUCAAGAUAAAUGUGGCAUAUAACAUGUUUUAUUAGUUGUGGUUCUAUUUUCUGCCAAGCAGUGCCAUCUCUUAACAUCUUAUUAUGUUGAGGGAUGGGGUGGGGAGUGUUUGUGUGUGUGUGUGUGAGUGAGAGUAGGUGUGUAUUUUUAAUUGCAAACAUUGUUUUUUGUAUAAAGCAUUUUGUACUACUUAUGUAUGUAAAAGGUCUUUAUAAAUCAAAUUUGAUUGGAUUUGAUAUUUUCUAGUAUUUUGAGUAAAAAAUAACGUCGUUACUUAAUAAAUAGUGUAUUAAUUUAAACUAGACUUUUGGUCACUCAUUAAACAAAAAUUUUAAAAAGUCAAACCUUUUAAAUUUAGAUUAUCCACAACAGAAAUAUAAAUUGUGUGUGUGUCUGUAUAGAAACAGGAAUGAUGGCUCUUAACUUACCGUUAAUUGACAGCCAACCAGUCUAGACUUAGUUAUCCAUCCCAUAUAAAAGGGGAAACACUGACCUGCUUGUAUCAGCUGCUGUUCAAAACAAAAAAGAAAUCU
Molecule: messenger RNA, 3677 nt
Organism: Melanotaenia boesemani (Boeseman's rainbowfish)
Lineage: Eukaryota; Metazoa; Chordata; Actinopteri; Atheriniformes; Melanotaeniidae
Product: interleukin-1 receptor accessory protein-like 1-B
Exons: 9
Coding region: 691-1827 (378 amino acids)
Source: RefSeq, a predicted model, not a curated record